This is a messenger RNA of Bombus impatiens (common eastern bumble bee), 109 nucleotides long. Its product is annotated as vicilin-like seed storage protein At2g18540. NCBI's taxonomy places the organism in Eukaryota, Metazoa, Arthropoda, Insecta, Hymenoptera, Apidae. The record is from RefSeq and is a predicted model, not a curated record.
AAGGGAAAAGAGCAAGGAAAAAAAAGAUGAGGUUAGAGGAGGCGAGAGAGGGAAGGACGCAAGUGGAGGCAGAAGAUAGACAAGAAAGGAUGACAGCUAAUCAAAUCAU